AUAGGGCCAGUAACAGAUACAAAAUGGAAACUGAAUGGGUCGCGAGCAAUCGAAGAUGGCGGGAACAGGAUCGCAAUACACGUCACUCCACCAGAUGGAGACGAAGAUGACGAGUUCGUGCCCCCGCUGCGUGUGCGACGCAAGCUCAGUACACCCGUGAGCGCACUUGAAGGAGCAGAUGGACUCGCUGCUUUACGGUCAAGUGAUAUUCAACGAGGGUCAGUACAGUCACUUUCUCCCCUGGACCGCACUAAACGACGAUUCAGCACGAUGGUGUCCAGCGCCACGGCAGCAGCAGUCUCCCGCCGACUGUCCGCCACAAUCGGCUGGUGUCUGGCCACACCCACACAGGUCAAACCACAAAUCGUUCGCCAGGGAAGGGCUUUGUGUCUACAGUAUAUAAAAACACAAAUUAAAAGAUCUGCCAUAAAUACCAAAAAGCAAAUUGUGAUAAAACGUCUUCAAAAUAUGAUCGAGACGGAAUGUGGUGCAGAAGCAGCAGCUAACGUGGAACACGGGGUAAUAGCAGCAAUGCGAGCUCUGUGCGUAGCACUGGAACGUAAGCGACCUGAAGCUUUCCGGCACGUGGCGCGCCAGGCCACCCGGGCACCCUCGGCCAUGCUCCGCUCAGACACGGCACUCGCAGAAUUAGCCUUAGCCCUUGGGCGUCGCGUCACUAGAGACAGUAUCACUUGGUCCAAGAUAGCAGCAGUAUACUGCAUAUGUGGAGCACUGGCACGAGAAGCAGCUGAGGCAGCGGAAGGCGAGCCUGCAAUCGAGCUGGUUGCAGCACCAGCAGCAGCCAUCGCUGAUCUACUGCACGAGGACACUGGCUCUUGGAUCGCUGCUCACGGUGGAUGG
Messenger RNA from Hyposmocoma kahamanoa, 861 nucleotides. RefSeq names its product bcl-2-related ovarian killer protein homolog A-like. The record is from RefSeq and is a predicted model, not a curated record. The annotation marks the transcript as partial. NCBI's taxonomy places the organism in Eukaryota, Metazoa, Arthropoda, Insecta, Lepidoptera, Cosmopterigidae. Gene Ontology annotation, molecular function: protein homodimerization activity; protein heterodimerization activity. Gene Ontology annotation, biological process: intrinsic apoptotic signaling pathway in response to DNA damage; extrinsic apoptotic signaling pathway in absence of ligand; regulation of apoptotic process. The transcript is spliced from 4 exons. Gene Ontology annotation, cellular component: mitochondrial outer membrane.